Messenger RNA from Leptosomus discolor (cuckoo roller), 919 nucleotides. Lineage: Eukaryota; Metazoa; Chordata; Aves; Leptosomiformes; Leptosomidae. The record is from RefSeq and is a predicted model, not a curated record.
GGCGAAUGCUCCCAGAAGUGCUAUGACAUCUUCGUGCUGGAGACGGUGUGCGUGGCGUGGUUCUCGUUUGAGUUCCUGCUGCGAUCCAUCCAGGCAGAGAACAAGUGCGCUUUCCUGAAAACCCCUCUCAACAUCAUCGACAUCCUGGCCAUCCUGCCUUUCUACGUCUCUCUCAUUGUGGAUAUGGUCUCCACGAAAAACAGCAGCAAGCCCAGUGGGGCAGCUGGGAACAAGUACCUGGAACGAGUGGGCCUGGUGCUGCGCUUCCUGCGGGCGCUGCGCAUCCUGUACGUGAUGCGGUUGGCGCGGCACUCGCUGGGGCUGCAGACGCUGGGGCUCACCGUGCGCCGCUGCACCAGGGAGUUCGGGCUCCUCCUGCUCUUCCUCUGUGUCGCCAUGGCCCUCUUCUCGCCGCUGGUGUACUUGGCUGAGAGCGAACUGGGAGCGAAGCAGGAAUUCACAAGCGUCCCCACCAGUUACUGGUGGGCUGUGAUCUCCAUGACAACUGUUGGCUACGGGGACAUGGUGCCUCGUAGCAUCCCUGGACAGGUGGUAGCCCUGAGCAGUAUCUUGAGUGGGAUUUUGCUGAUGGCUUUCCCAGUCACGUCCAUCUUUCACACCUUCUCCCGUUCCUACAGUGAGCUGAAGGAGCAGCAGCAACGAGCAGCAAGCAGGCAGAUGCGCCAGCUGGAAGAGAGCACCAAACUCCCGGGUGGCGACGGCACACAGGGGCUGGGUGUCACAUUCCCACCCGAUGCUGCUGGGCAGGAGGGUCAGCCCGCGCUGGACCGGGAAGCCAAGGGAAGUUGUUGACUCUGAACAGCUGAAGAUGUAUGUUGGUUGGCAGCACAAGAAGCAGUGGACAAGGGGGGGUCAGUUCUGCAAGAAGAACCUCCUGAACUACACAAAUGAGGGGCAG